This is a messenger RNA of Leishmania mexicana MHOM/GT/2001/U1103, 3471 nucleotides long. RefSeq lists its product as hypothetical. Lineage: Eukaryota; Euglenozoa; Kinetoplastea; Trypanosomatida; Trypanosomatidae. The coding region runs from base 1 to 3471 and encodes 1156 amino acids. The record is from RefSeq and is a predicted model, not a curated record. The transcript has a single exon.
AUGGGCAUCUCACCCAGUCGCGAGGCGCAGGAUGAGUACCUCGAUGAGCUCUGCUAUCGUAAGACGAAGGCAUGGCGGGUCGACCGUCGCCGAAAAGAGGUGUCACUGCUGCCGCUGACGAAGAAGUUCAUGCACUUCGCACAACCCGACCCGUCCACGUGGCUCGACUCUCGAACGUCAUCUAAUUCGGGCAGCCGCAACUCCAACACAGAUGCAAGCAGCUCUCACACAUCACGUAGCUCACGGCGCGACUACUGCCCUGCGCAGUUACGCCUCGACGCGGCUCCGGCCUCGUUGCCGUUUGUGCAGCAGCUGUAUAACGCCUACCGAGAACCAGGUACACAGUUUUACUGCCGGAAGGCGUCAUGGGGGACACUGAGCGAGCUGCCGCGCGACCUAUACUACCCUACAGUAGAGUCUUUCUACGCGGCUACAGUCAGUUGCUACGAGGGGGACAUGUACGAGACCAACGAGGAUAUGCAACGGGCGUACGAUCAGCAGAAGCUCGCAUGCCAGCUCCGAGCCUUCGGCUCAAUACAAAAGGGCGCGGCGCCGACACGGCGGCCGAAAAAGUCUAUGCAGGGUCCGCAAAUUCGACCGACGCCGUGCGCCAUUUGUUUUGAGUACCCUACCAGCUCCGUAGCCCCACCACCGAGAGAGGGGUCUGACGCGUUUUCGGCCGCUAAAGCCAACCGCUGGGGCGCCCCGCACGGCAGCGUGGUGUUUGCGCCGCAUUGCUCCUUCAUGGUGAUUGGGUUUGUCGGACUGGUGCCGGUGAGACGGCAGACGACAAGGGCCUCUGCAGAGUCCUUCCUCCGGCCACCGGCCGAGAGCGCCGGAGAUGAGGGAGAAGGCGAGCGCACUGGCGCGCGAGAUGAGCCCGCCGAAUACGAGCUGGUUGCUUUCAUCUCGAAAUCGGCUGGCGAGCAGCAUCUCGGUCGUGCGCUGUUUCAGGCAGCAUUUCUUUACGUGGAUCAGUGUCGCCGUGCGGGACUUCCAGGCAACCCGCCACUGCCGAGUACGCGCUUCUCGUGCUUCUUGAUGGACGUGCCUUCCUUGUGCUUCCUGCGCGAGGUGCGGCUGCGGUGCGCGGAACUGCAGUGGACGCGGCGGCUGGCGCGAGCGUUGCGGCGAAUACGCGUUGCGGCGCAUCAUUUGGCGAUUGAGAUGAACAGCGUCGUUGCAUCGGAGCUGUGCGCCUUUAUGGCGGAGUGCUUCCUGAAGCUCGACUUUCACCCUUCGCCGACGCCGCCGGUAUUUCUGUUUGCCGGCUUUGUCGGGGAUGCCGGAUCUGCCGUGGUGGUUGACGCGAACGCGGCUUUUCCUUCCGCAGCCAUUCACGCUGCCCCGCUGCCAAGCUCUGCCAGUGCGGAAGUGCAGAAGCUGCUGCAGAGCAGGGCGGACGGCGAGAGACUUCCUGGCCACGGUGGCGGGAGUGCACUGUGCAGCGGGUCUUGCGGUCGUGCAAAGGAGAGCACCAACGGUGGGACGCCUGCUUCUGCAGGGCCCGGUGCUGCGACGGUGAAGCUGGCCUGCGUUGUUGGAACCAAUCAGCUGACGGUCGGGAGGGUGGUGUAUCCCCACGCGACGGUGCUCGAGCGGGCUGUGCAGGUCAGCACGGGUGCCUUUGUCGACGCGGACUGGGCUGUAGCACAGGACUUGUCAGGGCAGGAGAUGCUCGCGACGGAUUUUCACGACCCGGACCCUGAGGACGCGCGGGACUACAGUGUUUGCGUUCGACCGCUCGCAGCGCCAGGUCCGCAGCUGACGGCGGUGGCCUCGGACGUUAUCUUGUCGUGGUCGAAGGACUUGUAUGUUCAAGCCCGUGCGGCGGAUACUUCAAACAGUCACUGGGUGAACUCGUACCCGCUGGACUACUAUACGGCGGCGAGGUCCAAGACGACGCCGCCUGCCCAGACUGAGGGCCCAGCUGCAAGACCGUCGAGUCCAUCGCCACUCUCCCCCGUAGCACCCGCAGCGCCAUCCAGGACGCAGGGCGGCAGUGACGGCAGAGUGCACACCUCUCCACUCACGGCGUCAAACGUCAAAGCCCUCUCGCACGCCUCGCCUUGUGGCAGCAAUGGAGAGCACGCUGCCAACGGUAAGGAUGCCGCUGACGCCGGCGCCACCCCGUCCGCGUCCCCCGAGGCUGCUACACGCGCGUUCUAUCUCUGGGAGUUCGAGCAUCAAGGCCGCUUCUACACUAUUGGACUCGUGCCCAACUUUGCUCGAGCUGUUCAGCGAAGACGAGGCAACGCGGUGGAUCGCCCCGCCUCGAACCUCCGCAACAAGAGCUCAAACUGGGAGAGGAAUGCCCCCACAGCGCCCUGGGCUUCCGCUGGUGGCGAUGUGAUCGCGAGCGCAGUGGACCCGAUGUCCGAGACGGAUGUAAGCUCGGCCGUGUCGCAGCACAAUGAGAAUAGUCGUUCCUACAGCGAUCGCAGCUCCCGGAGCGGCGAGACGUACCACACCACAGCCUCGUCACACUCGACGAUAAGUAACCUUCAUCUUGCCAGUGGCCGGCGCAGCGCCCGGCAGCGUCGCAUGCUCCUCUCUCUGGGGACAGCCCAGGCCUACGAGAACGGUGUCCCCGUUUCAAGCGCCAUCCCUCCGGUGGGUGGAAGUUGCCAUUCACGCGCCAUGCCAGAUGCUGGAAGCUCGAUUCGGAAUGAGGCAAACGUUGUCAUUCACGCUGAUGGCGGCGCUGGCAUGACUAGCACGAGCUUCAACAACCGCGAUGGUGCGGUUGCCGCUCUGCCUAUAAGCAGCGGCGGCAACGGCACGCUGGACUACGUCGGCAGCGCUCACAAGAGCAGCGGUGCAUUUGGGCGUCACACGGUCUCCGGCGAUGGUGUACCUCCCCCAGAUGAGCUGCCGCAUCAGAAGAGAUACGUGAACACGCCAUAUGAACACUCGCGCCAGCAGUUUCAGCCUCCACAGGCGCUGCAACGCCGCCUGUCUGAUUGUGUAUCUCGCGGCCUUCCGCCGAAGAGCGAUGUGCGCUUGCUCCUUCAAGUGCAGCCUGAACUCGACCCGGACGGUGACGGCAUUGCUAGAAACAGCGUCCCCUCUCUUCAUGGAUUUGGCCCAGGAGGCUACUUUGACGGGUUUGUAGACUACGUUGGCUACGAGGGGUUGGGAGAGACCGGCAUCUCUCCUCCUGAGUCCGCGAUGAAGGGAACGGCGCCGAUGACUGGUGUGAGGACGCUGCAGCCGCCACCAAUGCAGCAGCAGCAGCAGCCUGCUGGCGAACGGAAGGGCGACAGCCGCGGCGCUCUCGGGCCGUCUUGCUCGCUGGCCGACAGCGGAAAGGCGGGCACUCAGACCGCGCUGGUGACCAGCAAUCCGGCUGAGUUUCCAAGGAUGCCGGAGCCCCCGGUGCUGAGCGUGGCUGCGCAUCUGCAAGAAGUGAAAGACGCGGAUGGCAAGACAAAACUGCGAUGGGACUGGCGAAGCCUGAAUAAAAGGUAG